CUAGAAGGUUAUUUGAAAGUGAUCUUUAUAAUGAAUGUGCUCCAUGGAAGGACACAUUGAAGCAAUUAAAGGUAACCGUUCCUUUCAUAGACAUGGUAUUGAAGAUCCCUAAAUAUACAAAGUUCUUGAAGGAAAUUUUGUCGGGAAAGAGGAAAAUGGAGGAGGUAGCUAUGGUAUCCGUUAGUGAAGUUGCUUCAGCAUCCAUUGGGUAUGGAGGAUUCCCUCCCAAGUUAAGAUAUCCGGUAAUCUUCACUAUUCCAUGCACUUUUGUAGAUAAAAUAUUUUGGAACCCGUUGGCCGACUUGGGGUCUAGCAUCAACAUCAUGCCUACACGGAUAUACAAUGAUUUGAACCUUGGACCACUCACUCCUACUAAAAUGCGGAUUGAGUUGGCCAAUAGGUCUGUUGUCAAGCCAAGAGGAAUCAUAGAGAAUAUCUUGGUAAAGUGUGCUCAUUUUGUCUAUCCAGUGGACUUCGUGGUUCUAGACACGGAGGGGUAUGAAGCAUCGAUUAUUCUAGGCCGACCAUUUCUAGCUAUGGCACGGAAUAUCAUUGAUGUAAGUGGAAUCAAGAUCACAUUAAGGUUUGGUGAAGGGGAGAUAAGCUACAAGAUUACUCUAAUCCCAAAUUUCCACAAGUAUUACAAAUGGGACGAUGUCAAGAAGGAUUGUGAGCCGGUUACACCUCCUACCACACCGCCUUCAAGUCCCAAGAUUGAAUGGUUCAAUAUGGUCUCCCAUGUUGACCCCCAUGAUUAUCAAUUUGAAAGAGGGAAUGAUUUUUGCAAAAAUAUGAAGAAAUCGGGCAAAGAGAAAUCUUCUUGCAAAAUGCAAACCCAAGAGUUGUUCAAGGUUUCUCAUCUCUUCGGUGAUCAUGGAAGAAAGCUCUGAAGGUUUAUCUUUGAAAAGAGACAUCCUAAGAAAGGAAACCAAUUUGUUAAAGGCGAUUUAGCUCCUAUUCUUAAAAAUGAAGAGUUCGGGGAAUGCUACAAGCCAUUCACGGAUAAUGACAUUUCUAUCAAGGAGCCUCACCCUCACCAUCUUGCAAAUCAAAGGGAUCCUUUCUAUUUCAAGCACUGGACGAGGCAUCCGAGAGACUCCAUGGUCUUCACCUUGGACUCCUGACUCACUUCUACUGUCACUCUAGGAAUUGGCCAAGUGAAACCACUCCUUAAAGUGUAGUAUAGCGGGUUUGGGUUUAAAUGUCAACCCGGGUCCUAGAUUUGAUGACUACUCGGUGAAUUCUUGUUAUCUAGCAAUGUAACUUUAAUGCAAGUCUAAACUAACAAACAAACAAAGCAACUAAACGGUUGUAUUCAGGUUAAGAGAGGUCACCCGGAUAUGGUUCCCCCUAGACUGCAGUUAAGUCGGAUUGCAAUUACCAAGUUCAGUUUCUAUGAUAGUUAUACUGCGGAAGGUUCUUAAACAGCCCGAAGUCUCGACUAAAGGUCUUCAGACCCUCUCAAUCUGAGUCUCUAGCGGGCGACUAACCUCCACCGGAGUAAACAGAUUGAGGCCUUAACGAACAAAACCUCCACUACCGAAGUGAAUUCGGUACAGAAUAGUGAGUGGCUCCUCGACUAAAGUCACCAACUCCCUACCUUCAAUCAAGGAUGCUCUAUCAACCUAGGCAGAUAUUCUCAUUCUAGGUUAAAGCAGAAACAACAGGAAUUUGAUCAGGAUUCAUGCCAUUCAAUCAUUCAAACCUCAAUUGAAUAUAAUCAAAUCAUAGAAUCAGUACUUGGGUUCAUACAAUCAAACCUAACAUACAAAUCUAGGGUUCUCCAUACCCAGAUGAAUGGGAGAACUACUCCAUGGAGAAAGAAGCAAAAGCAGAAUCAGACGCGGAAUUCAUACUGUGAAGGAUGGAUUCCUGCUCCUGGACGUUGAUCGGCACUUCUCCAAGCUCAAGCCAAGCUCCAAUGGUGAUGAAGAUCAAGCUAGGGCACUUGGAGACUCUUGUUCGCCGCUUUCUCUCUCUAGGAAUCGCUCUGUCUCUCUAAAAUCGAAUCCCCUUGAUCUUUGGCCUUCUUUUCCUUUAAAACAGCUGCCUGUCGCGAUAUCCGGUCGAAAUACCCGGUCGGGUAUUUUGAGUCUCGACCGGGUAUUAUUAAAACGCGCGUUUCGUGCCAGGGGAAAAUCCCCGGUCUGCUCCAAUAAUCCCCGACCGGGGAUUUAAGCUUCACGCCCUGGCCCCCCUCUGUUUCUCACAGGUGCCAAAAUAAUAAAUACCCGGUCGAGUAUUUGAGCCCCCGACCUGGUAUUUUCCUCCUGCAGCACACUUCAACCCAACUUCGCUCCUUGCGACCCCAAAACUCGUUUCCUCGCCUCGAUUCCAACGCCGGGUCCUGAAAUAUGACAUAAACACACAACCUCGUGUGAAAUCGGCUUAAACACGAGAGUCAACCUCUCAAACGGCUCAAGAAUAGGGGUAAAAAUAUGUGUAAUUAUUGGUCUAUCAACUCCACCACAAGUAUGACUUCUACGAAUGGUCAUCGGUGAAGAAUGGAGGACUCUCCAUUUGAUCUUAAGGAGUCAAGUCCGGCGAAAAGACUUUUAAAUAUGCGUUUGUUGAGAGGCAACCCAACACUUUGGUUUGCAUAUAUUUUCCCUUUCAUUUUCUUUUUAAUUAAAUAGAAGCUUAGUU
Messenger RNA from Linum trigynum, 2646 nucleotides. The record is from the annotation of a GenBank genome assembly. Lineage: Eukaryota; Viridiplantae; Streptophyta; Magnoliopsida; Malpighiales; Linaceae.